This is a messenger RNA of Lactuca saligna, 1089 nucleotides long. NCBI's taxonomy places the organism in Eukaryota, Viridiplantae, Streptophyta, Magnoliopsida, Asterales, Asteraceae. The record is from the annotation of a GenBank genome assembly.
AUGGAAUUGCAACAUGAUGAGCAAUCAUUAGACUUGCUUCGUUCAGAAGCUCACAUAUGGAACCAUAUUUACAGCUUUAUAAAUUCCAUGUCACUGAAAUGUGCUAUUCAACUGCAAAUACCUGAUAUCAUCAAUCGCCAUGGUGCACCAAUGUUGCUCCCCGAGUUAGUGGAAGCCCUCUCCAUCAACAAGGAGAAAACCCAGUAUGUCUUUCGACUUAUGCGCAUCCUUGUUCACUCUGGUUUCUUUUUAAAACAAAGUAUAUCCACAACUGGAGACAACGAUGACGAGGAAACAAAAGGCUAUUUGUUAGCUCCAGCUUCUCAAUACCUUCUAACAGAAGAGCCACUAAGCAGUAGGUCCCUUGUGCUCGCCAUGUUAGAUCCAAUAUUGAUGGAUCCAUGGCAACACAUGAGCAAAUGGUUCCAAAACGAUGAUGCGAACCCCUUUCUUACAACCCACGGGAGUCAUUAUUGGGAUUUUCUAGGUGAAGAGCCGAAGCUUAAACAGUUCUUCAACGAAUCAAUGGCCAAUGAUUCAAGGCUUGUUAUGAGUGUCGUUCUAAAACACUACACAAACGCUUUUAGAACGUUGAAUUCGAUUGUUGAUGUUGGUGGAGGUACUGGCACUGUUGCCAAAGCCAUUGCCGAAGCUUUUCCUGAUAUAAGUUGCAUCAGUUUUGAUCUUCCUGAUGUCGUUAUGGGUUUGGUAGGAAGUAAGAAUUUGAGUUAUGUUGGUGGAGAUAUGUUUGAAGCUAUUCCCAAAGCGGAUGCAGUUUUGUUAAAGUGGAUAUUGCAUGACUGGAGUGAUGAAGAAUGCAUAAAGAUAUUGAUGCGAUGCAAAGAGGCAAUCCCGAGUAAGGAAAAUGGAGGAAAACUAAUCAUCAUAGACAUGGUGGUGAAGACUCACAAAGAGGACAAUAGUUUACUCAUGACUCAACUCUACUUUGACAUGCUUAUGAUGACUGUGCUCACAGGAAAAGAGAGGAGCGAAAAAGAAUGGGCAAAGCUCUUCCUUGAUGCCGACUUUAGCGACUAUAAAAUAACUCCAAUUUUGGGGUUAAGAUCUAUUAUUGAAGUUUAUCCCUAG